AUGGAUGGCACAAGAAAGUGUCGGCUACAUAAUGGAUUCCCGUCCCAAACAGACAUUUCCGUUUCAAGUUAUCGGACAAAUGAUCCUUCGGGAAAGCAUCUAAACCCUAAGAAAUUAUUCAGACGUCUUGGAAAUAGUUUUGAUCCAGAAUGGAUGUCUGUUACAGAUCCAAGCGAAAAUAAGUUGUUCCAAAACUCGUCUGUUCACGAACAUCAUCCAAAUGAUGUGUACGCAUAUUCCAUGACACGAGCAAGAGUGUCCGAUAUUUUGCGGGAUAGAUAUAACCUUGGAGUCGAAAUCGAAUCUUUAGACGUGAUUGUGACUUUUUUGCACGACUUUUCCACAUGUCAUGUGAAGUAUAAGUGGGAGGACUUAGGGCAGUUGUUUUGGCCACGUUUUGUUAAAAAAGGCUCCUGUGACUCCUCUGGUCCCUGUUCAUGGCCCCAGGGCACGAGAUACCAACAAUGUCACGAUAAAACACUCCAAUUCUUAAGGUGGAUUUGCAAAAAGGGUCGACGGAAAAUCGCCGUGCAAACAAGAAUGUUAAUUUAA
Mya arenaria is the source of this 552-nucleotide messenger RNA. Its product is annotated as noggin-2-like. Lineage: Eukaryota; Metazoa; Mollusca; Bivalvia; Myida; Myidae. The transcript has a single exon. The record is from RefSeq and is a predicted model, not a curated record. The coding region runs from base 1 to 552 and encodes 183 amino acids. Gene Ontology annotation, biological process: dorsal/ventral pattern formation; negative regulation of BMP signaling pathway; negative regulation of cell differentiation.